This is a messenger RNA of Paramecium pentaurelia, 990 nucleotides long. NCBI's taxonomy places the organism in Eukaryota, Ciliophora, Oligohymenophorea, Peniculida, Parameciidae. The record is from the annotation of a GenBank genome assembly.
UAUGCUUAAUCAAUCAAGAUAUUCUCCAGUAUCCUUAUUAUGUUUUAUUUCAGGUUAAUUAAUCAAGAUACCAAAAAUCAAAUGAUAAUAUUGGUUUUAGUACAUUUUAAGCUACUACAUAAAUGAAUAAACGUCAAUUGGCAGAGUUCAGAAAAGAAGUUAGAGAUAAUAUUUUACAUCGUGAACCAUUCAUUGAACAUCAACAAAAACCAAAUCUUUAUUUAGGAAAUUGGGGAAAACGUGAUAGACCAACUCUGUAAUAAUUCUUAAUAUUUUAGUGAAUCAUUAAGUUAAAGAAGGACACCAACUAAUAAAAUUUCUGGUGGUUUGAAUUUUGAUGAAAUAUUGUAAAAUAAUUUUAUAUUUCAUAGUAGUUCAAAAAGAAAUGAAGUCUAAUCUAAAGCAGUUGCUUUAAGCAAACUAUAUUAAGCUGAUAAAGUUCCACAUAAAUAGUUUAAAGUUGAUUCAUUUUUUGAUAAUCCUUUUACUUAAACUUCUAGAGUGAAUACUUUAGGAUCUGGAUACAAGGAAUCUCCAUUAAAGUCAUAAUAAAAGUUAGAGAGAUUUAAGAGUUGGGAUACUAAAUUAGAUGUUCAAUUGAAAUUGUAAAAUUAAGCCAUAUCCAAUAAAGUUCUUGGAGAAUAACCAGGAUUUUAUAAAUAUAUUAAUGAAGCAAAAAAAGGACUCCUAGAUUAAAAUUAUACUCCAACACUAUCUGUAAGAAAUAAAAGCAGUUACAGAGAUUAAAAUCAAUUCUAAGAUAUCUUCAAUUUAACUCCAAGAUAAAAUAAAUCAAGAAAUGUAUCUCCUUAGUUUACAAAUAAAAAUGUAGAAAAAAUUCCAUUAACAGAUAUUGUGAGAAUGACUUCACAUUUUUCUUCAUUAUCAACAUAAGAAAUAAAGAAAGUUUCAUCUGGUUACUUUUAGGAAAUCAUAAACUUAUAAUAGUCAUUAUAAAGAAUGAUUAAAAUGGGAACAAAGAAUUAUUGA